CGGCGGAGGCAAAGUGAAAGAGCAAAGGGAAGAGGGGGGAAGUAGGAAUGCAGUGAAGGCGGGGUUUGGAGAAAGCAGUUGAUAGAUGGGGUAGGGUAUUUAAACCUUUUCACGAACACUUCGUCUUCUAUGUUGAUGGCAAGGUAAUUAGGAGAGUGAAUCCAGGGUGAUUUCACCUUAUUUUGAGUAGAAGCAGCUGUAAUGGAAGAAGAAGAACGGCAUUCAGAUUUAUUCUUGGAAUUCGCUUUCAGGAAUGAUGGGUUGAAGAAGAAGAAAGGGAAUGAUUCUCAGAGCGGUGGUGCUGUGUUUUUGUCGUCCAUCCAUCCUGUAAAGAAAGCAAACGCACGGUCCAAUCUCCCUAUGAUUGAUUUGCAGAGUCAGAAUUCCAGGGGAAUUUCGCCUUAUUUCCAGAAAAAGAAAACCCUAGAAUGCAAUUCCAAUAGGAUUAUCUCUCCCUAUUUUCAGAAGGCACUCAAGGAAGAAGAGGACAGGGAUUCAGAGGCGCCGUUGGAGAGCGAAUCAAGGGGGAUUUCCCUUUAUUUUCAGAAGAAGAGAAGGAUGGUAUCCGAUUCCAUUGCCUACUCCGGUUCAGAUUCCAAUUCCCAGCGGUUAAUCUCUCCGUAUUUCCAGAAGGCAGUGAAGCAAGAAGAAAGGUAUUCAGAGGAGCACUGCAAUUUCCCUAAUGAGACUGAUAACAAGAAGAAGAAGAAGAAGAAAAGGAAGAGGAAAGGGAAUGAUACAUUUGAAAGCUUAAAAGAAGAAAGGAAAAUAAACAUUCAAAAUGUUAAAAUGGAUGAUCAAAAGAUGGGGGUUGAGCUACCCGUUUUCAAUUCCAAUUCUAGUUCCCAAAGGAAAGUCUCUCCCUUUUGUCAAAAGGCAGUAAAGGAAGAAGAGGAGAUGAAUUUAGAGGCCCAGGUGGACAGCAAACCAACUGUGGUUUCCCCUUAUUUUGAGAAGAAGAAAAGGGCGGUAUCAGAUUCCGUUGCCAACUCCAGUUCAGAUUCCAACUCCCAACGGUUAGUCUCUCCCUAUUUCCAAAAGGCAGUGAAGCAACAAGAAAGAAAUCCAGAGGAGCACUGCAAUUUUUCUAAUAAGAUUGAGAGGAGGAAGACAAAGAAAAGGAAGAGAAAGGGAAAUGAUACCGUUGAAAGCUUUAAAGAACAAAAAAAGAAAAUAAACGUUCAAAAUGUCAGGGUGGAGGAUCAGAAGAUGGAAGUACAGCAACCCAUUUCCAGCUCCAAUUUCAAUUCCCAAAAGAAAGUCUCUCCCUAUUGUCAAAGGGCAGUAAAGGAAGAGGAGGAGGGGAAUUCAGAGGAAGAGACAAAGAAAGGGCAUGAGAAUGAAGAAAGCUUCAAAGAAGAAGGAAAGAGGAAAACAAAUGCUCAGAAUGUUACUAUGGAAGAUGAGAAAAUGAAAUUGCCAAAAAAGAAGAGUCGGGCACGACCGAUUAGAGUAGUAUCCCCAUACUUCCCCAUAAAUGAAGAAGAUGCUAAGAAACCGGUUCGAGCUAUGUCUUUUAAUAAGCUAAAUGUGGCUUACAGAAGAAAAAGUCCUGAUAAUAAUUGGAAGCCUCCACCCUCCCAUUUCCAUCUCCUUCAAGAAGAUCAUUACCAUGAUCCUUGGAGGGUCAUGGUCAUAUGCAUGCUCCUUAACUGCACUUCUGGUCUCCAGGCAAGUAGAGUAAUUUCCGAUCUCUUCACUCUCUGUCCUGAUGCAAAGACUGCUACAGAUGUUCCCACCAAGAUGAUAGAAAAGGUUAUAGAGACUCUAGGUUUACAAAAGAAGAGGGCAGCAAUGAUACAACGUCUCUCUCGGGAAUAUUUGGACGAUAGCUGGACACACGUGACCCAAUUGCAUGGUAUUGGCAAAUACGCAGCAGAUGCAUAUGCAAUAUUCUGUUCAGGAGAUUGGGGCCUGGUGGUACCCAACGAUCACAUGCUGGUGAAAUACUGGAAAUACCUUUAUCAAGUUAUUACUCCCUCUGGAUCUCAGAAACAAUGAGAAAAAAAAGUAGGAUAGAAAAUCAUUUUGUAAGGAAAAGAAAACAGGAAGGAAAAUGGCUUAUUUUUGUUUAAGAGGGCUUUUCGUGCCAGGUUCGAGAUCCAUACACAACAUUUCAGUGACUUUCUCCUUUUGUAGGGCUUCAUUUGAUUAUUAAUCAUUUCACGGGUUGUAAAUUUACUUAAACUGAAUGUAGUAAGCUGCAUCCUUAGGCAAAAAUUUUACAUGUAAAUAUCAUAAGGCUAUAUUGCCUUAUUUUUUGCUUAUUUAACUGUAAAUAUUAGCAUGUGCCUUUUUUCCCAGGUCA
Messenger RNA from Vitis riparia (riverbank grape), 2308 nucleotides. RefSeq names its product methyl-CpG-binding domain protein 4-like protein. Gene Ontology annotation, cellular component: nucleus. Gene Ontology annotation, molecular function: catalytic activity; DNA binding. Lineage: Eukaryota; Viridiplantae; Streptophyta; Magnoliopsida; Vitales; Vitaceae. Gene Ontology annotation, biological process: DNA repair. The record is from RefSeq and is a predicted model, not a curated record. Bases 202 to 2001 code for a protein of 599 amino acids. The transcript has 3 exons.